Molecule: messenger RNA, 2333 nt
Organism: Microplitis demolitor
Lineage: Eukaryota; Metazoa; Arthropoda; Insecta; Hymenoptera; Braconidae
Exons: 9
Coding region: 90-2117 (675 amino acids)
Source: RefSeq, a predicted model, not a curated record
AGUUGACGAACACUUUCUGAGAAAGUUGGUGGCAAAAGUUGCUUGCAAAAGUUGGUGAUCAUAAGUUGACGAAUUAAAAAAAUGCCGUGAUGCUUUUGAGGAGUACUUCAUCCCGGCGCAGAAGGGCGUCGAGGAGCGUCGCUAGUUCGCCCCAAUCUGGGAGCGUGCCUGCGGCAACCCCCGUCCCAAGGGCCCGAAGGGCCUCUGUAGCAACCGACAAGGCGAUAUCAUUGACACUGAACACCUCUAGUAGCAGUACUAACGAGAUGGAUAGACAACGUUCGCCUCGAGGCAGUGUUGUACCAAACAUCGCGUUUGAAGCUGAAGAUAGUCACGAUGAGCCAAUUGGUCGGAGAAUUCUACCAGAUCCCGAGCUUUGUGGAUCACGAGGCCUACUACCGGAUCCUAACAGAAGUUCCCGCAAUUCUCUAGUCCCCGAUGAUUACAUGAGAACACCUCGUGGAUCACUAAUUCCUGAUUCCGCAAGGAGUCCUAGAAAUAGUUUGGUACCUGAUGGCUCGAGGAGUCCAAGGCAUUCGUUAGUUCCCGAUGGAUCUCACAGUCCGCGAAAUAUAUAUGGAGGUGGUGGAGGAUUGGGAACUGAGCCUACAUAUAAUCGAAGUCCUAGAGGCAGUUUAGUACCGGGUUCAGCGGCAGCGUUAUCCGCGACCCGCAAUAGUUUAAUGCCAGAUAAUGGCAGCAUACGUAGCUCAAGGCAUUCAUUGUUACCGGAUACCACAAAUCGUAGUCCACGUGGAAGUGUUGCCAAUAUUGAAUUUGACAGAAAUCCACGAGGUUCAAUAUGCCCAGAUAUAUCAAGAUCCUCAUCCCCGAGGGGUAGCAUUGCGCCUAAUAUUGAUCAAGAACGAAGUCCGCGUGGAUCUAUUAGUUCGGAAUAUCACAAUCCAAGCCCAAGGGGCUCCAUUAUGCCAGAAGUCAACAAAUCACCCCGUGGUUCCAUUGCACCAGAUCCCAAUCGCUCACCUAGAGGCUCUAUUUGUCCUGAUGUGGGAAGAAGUCCCCGAGGCUCAAUCGUACCACAUGAUUCGACAAAUAGAUCUCCAAGGGGGUCUAUUGCUGUCGCCGAUUUAGAUCGCCCCCAUCGCGGAUCUAUUGGUGGUGGCGGUGUUCCUGACCAAGAUAAUCUCACUCGCAGCCCGCGAGGCAGCAUUGGCCCUGAAAUCGACCACAGCCCUAGAGGUAGUCUCGGUGGUUAUGAAAAACGAAGCCAUCGGAAUAAUAAUCUUGGUAUUUCAGAACCACGGCGAGCUUCUGCUGAUCAAGGCACGUCAGCAAAUCGCAGUGGGUCACCUUAUCGUUAUCGUGAUGGUAACACUAGUAGCGUAAGAUCUGGUCCAGGUCAUGGAACUCAAACGAAUUUAGGAUAUGGAACAAACGCUUGGGCUGAAUCUAGACGAGCAAGCAGUUCAGUAUCACAGUUUUCAGGUGACGAAUCACGAAGACUUUGUAUGAGAACGGUUAAUUCAACAGAGAAGGGAACAACCGUUUCAAGUGGCUUAGGAGUUGCGACGUACGGAUCUCUAGUAUUUCAACUAAAAGACGCCCACAGGGAAGCCAGUGGCAUCUGUGACUUUGUGUUCCGGGCAAUGGGAGUUGUCAGUAAAACUAUGUUUGUCACUAUCUGCCUCGCAUGUCUUUCAACUGUACCCAUUAUUAUGCUUAUCAUGGGAUUACAAUUCAUCAAAGACUGUCCAAAGGAGCCUCAUAUACCAGUUUACAUGAUAGUGGGUGGCACAUUGGGUGGAGUGAGAAUGUUCUGGGCCUUGUACUCGCAAAUUCGAUCACGGCGCCUUGAAAUCCUGAGUGUACCAAACGCAAGCCCACACAUAUCCCCCAUGCAAUUGGUGUCUAUAGCUUUGACGUGCUUCCUAACCGUCUGGUUCGUAUUAGGUAAUUAUUGGAUUCUGAAGAUCAGAUGGCCGGACUUCGAAGCAAAAAUGUUCGACCCGGAUCACUGGUGCGCCAAGACUCUCUACAUCUUUGCAGUGGUCCAUCUUGGCGUCAUCUACGCAGUCAUAGCCAUGAGUAUUAUCACGGCACUAGGUCUUGCUGUUUGUAGAGUUCUAGCUUGUCCUUGGUUCGAAAGAUAUAAAUAACCACGGCAGUCGGUUCGCUUGAGGGAAUGUAUUGGCGAAAGAACAGCUGCUACGACAACUAGCGAGAGUAGUGGUUCAUCGAAACGGCAAAAAAUAACCUCUUUAGAUGGUAAAACUAUUCAGGAAGUAAAUGAGGAUGAUGAAGAGGAAAUUUUGUGUAAGAAACCUGAAAAGGGAAAUGAUGUUGUAGUUGUAGUUGAUAGUAGCAACGAUAAA